AUGAAGCGCAAGGCGGAUUCUGAGCCGCAAGGCCUAUCUGAAAAUGGCGACCAGCUUGGAAAGAAACGAGCCACCUCAAUUGAAAUGAUAGCACCCUCGUUCGCAGAUGGUCUCUUGGAGAAGGAUACGCUUGAGAAAUACAAAGCAGCAUACGCGACAUCAGGACCAUAUAAACAUGGCGUUAUCUUCCCGUUAAUUAAUGAUGACCUCCUCCGUUCCGUACGCAACGAGAUUCAAGAACACAUCUCCUUCACGGAGAAAGAAACGGACAUCUACAAGAUAUUCCAAUCGGGAGACCUAGCAAAUCUUGAUGGAUUAGACGAUGAGUCACUCUCACGGCUGCCCUCUCUGUUAAAGCUACGAAACGCUUUAUACUCGGGUCCGUUUAGAGAGUACUUAUCUGAAGUUACCGGUGCAGGAAAGUUAAGUGGUAGCAAGACUGAUAUGGCUGUCAAUGUCUAUACGGGUGGAUGCCAUCUACUGUGCCAUGACGACGUCAUUGGUAGUCGCCGUGUGAGCUAUAUCCUCUACCUGACUGACCCGGACGUGCCAUGGAAGCCAGAAUGGGGUGGAGCUCUGCGAUUAUUCCCAACCACGACGGAAACGAAUGCUGAUGGGGAAGAAAUUAAGAUCCCCAAGCCAGACUAUACUGUUUCUAUUCCACCGGCCUUCAACCAACUGAGUUUCUUCGCGGUGCAGCCUGGUGAAAGCUUCCAUGAUGUGGAGGAGGUGUACCAUAUGGAAACGAAGGGUAGUGAAAAGGAGAUCAAAUCAAGAGUGCGCAUGGCUAUCAGUGGCUGGUUCCAUAUUCCACAGGAGGGUGAAGAUGGGUACGAGGAAGGCCUUGCGGAGAAGCUUGCUGAGCGAAGCAGUCUCCAGCAGCUUCAGGGCGAAGGUGAUGAGUUUGACCGGCCACAGCCACAGUUCGUGUCUUAUAAGCAAGCCGAGGAGACGGAUACAUCCUCCAAGGGUAAGGCAGCCGCGACGGCUGAAGAUGAUGACGGUGAAGGGUUCAAUGACAAAGACCUUGAUUUCUUGCUCAAGUACAUCGCGCCUUCAUACUUGACGCCUGAUGUAGCAAGCCAGCUCAACGAGAUAUUUGACAAUGACCGAAUCGUCCGACUUGAGAAGUUCCUUUCCGAGAAGUUUACCCCACGUCUCCGCGCUUACAUCGAAAGCCAGGAGAAAGAUGACACAUUCCCCACCUCUGCUGAAGAGAUUGAGCAGAAGACGGAAUGGAAAGUCAGCCGACCUCCACAUAAACACCGGUAUCUAUACCAGCAGCCAUCUCUGGACAAGAACGGGGAUGUACAAAGGGAGAAGACGCCGAUUCAAGAGCUGCUAGAGGACCUGUUGCCAUCACGCGCAUUCAAGAAGUGGCUCUCCGUCGUUACUGGGUUGGAUGGUUUGCUAGGCUACAAUCAUCUUGCCCGCAGAUUUAGGCGUGGGCAAGACUAUACCCUUGCCAGCGGAUACGAGGGUGAAUCCCCGCGACUCGAAUUCACCAUUGGCAUCACACCCACCUCUGGAUGGGAAAAGGAAGAAGAAGACGAAGAAGAAACAGAGAAUGCAGACAAGCCAAAGGCCAAGGAGACAACCAAUGGCCAAGCCAAGCCGGAAGCAGCCGCAGAAGCAAAAGAAGAAGAUCCAUCUGUCGGAGGCUACGAAAUCUACAUGGCAGGUGACGAUGAUGAGGACGAGAACGAAGAUGGCGGAGCUGCUGCCGAGCAAACGCUGGGCUCUACGGGAAGCAAAUCAAAGGUGAACAAGUCAAAGGCCGACCCAGCCAUCUACAAGUCUUCUACCAAUGACGAAGAUGAUGGGAUCCUGUUUAGCAUGGCGGCCGGCUGGAACCGUAUGAGCAUUGUGCUACGGGACCAAGGGCCGCUGAAGUUUGUCAAGUAUGUUAGUCGUGCAGCCAAGGGCGAUCGGUGGGAUAUUACUGGGGAGAUUGACGUGGAGUACGACGACGAGGACGAUGAGGAUAAAGGUGAUGACGACUGA
Molecule: messenger RNA, 2004 nt
Organism: Microsporum canis CBS 113480
Lineage: Eukaryota; Fungi; Ascomycota; Eurotiomycetes; Onygenales; Arthrodermataceae
Product: 2-oxoglutarate and Fe(II) dioxygenase domain containing protein 1
Exons: 2
Coding region: 1-2004 (667 amino acids)
Biological process (GO): peptidyl-proline hydroxylation; regulation of translational termination
Cellular component (GO): cytoplasm
Molecular function (GO): iron ion binding; L-ascorbic acid binding; peptidyl-proline dioxygenase activity
Source: RefSeq, a predicted model, not a curated record